CAGUAUUUGAUUAGUUCACUAUGAACUGCCAUCAAGUAACAAUGUUUCUCUCUAUUUUCUAUAUUUUACUAGCUCAAGGAGGGUGUAAAAAGUUUCUAAUUGAAACUCUGGAUGAAGAAGAACCAAUAGAGGAUUCAACUUCCUACAGUGGAGCUGAGCAGAAGAGCAGGGACGUUGCAGAUCCAGAUCAGUACACCGCAGCUCCACCAGGGGGAAAAGGAAAUGAUUACUGGAGUGGAGUUAUGACAACCCAAAGACCAUUAGACAAACUUAUAUCGGCAGCACUUAAUCCAUGGAUGCAUCUGUUACCCCCCCGUGGUUGAUAGUUUCACAUGAACAAAAUUAUUUUCUAAAUAUUUGAUCAAAUUUAAAAUAUGUAUAGUUCUGUAUUA
Messenger RNA from Eurytemora carolleeae, 392 nucleotides. RefSeq lists its product as uncharacterized. The record is from RefSeq and is a predicted model, not a curated record. NCBI's taxonomy places the organism in Eukaryota, Metazoa, Arthropoda, Copepoda, Calanoida, Temoridae. Bases 21 to 323 code for a protein of 100 amino acids. The transcript has 4 exons.